This is a messenger RNA of Brassica oleracea var. oleracea, 2334 nucleotides long. Its product is annotated as zinc finger BED domain-containing protein RICESLEEPER 1-like. Bases 1 to 2334 code for a protein of 777 amino acids. The transcript is spliced from 3 exons. The record is from RefSeq and is a predicted model, not a curated record. Gene Ontology annotation, molecular function: DNA binding; protein dimerization activity. Lineage: Eukaryota; Viridiplantae; Streptophyta; Magnoliopsida; Brassicales; Brassicaceae.
AUGGGAUCAAGAAGCGACUCAGAAGAGCAGUUCACUUUGGAUACUAACCACGUUCCACCAGAUACAACGGACUUUGAGACUCAACAUGUCAUGGCAAGACUUGCGGCAAUUGAUGAGAACGAUGAUCAGCGUGAUGGUGGUGAUGAGGGAAACAAGCAAGGUCGCAAAAGAAAGCUGUUAAGUCUGGUCGAUUCAGAAGAGGAUGUUGAUGUUGAAAUAACUCCAACAACCCAACCGAGGAAGCCUCAUAGAAAAACCAGCUUUGGAACAGCCUCGCAGAAACCCAUGUACCAAUCCACUCUGGAUGGAGGUAGUGGCUCUUCCGAACAGGCCAGUAGUCAGAAGAAGAAUGUUCCUCUGAAAUAUGUGAUUUGUGGAGGGAGGAGAAAGCCAGUGCCUCGGGGGUCGUCUACUCAGUCGCGGAAAAACAAAGGACCGAGUACUCAGUCGCUGAAGAAGAAGAGCAAGAUCCAAGAGGAGAUACCAGAUUUUGAUGAGGAACUAGUAGAAGAUGAGUUGGACGAGGAUGAAGCCGGUUUGGAUGAAGCCGGAUUGGAUGAAGCCGGUUUGGAUGAUAUGGAGAAUAGGCAACGAUCAGAUGUGUGGAAGGAUUUCACGGUGGUUGAAAAACACAAUGGAGAUUUGAAAGCUGUGUGCAAUCAUUGCAGGGAUGAGUAUGCAUGGUAUUCUCACUCGCAUGGAACAAGUGGGCUGAGAAGGCAUUGGGGGAGAUGUAAAAUGUAUCCAAGGAAUACUGGGAGGCAACAACAACUCAAUACUGAAGGGAAAGUAGUAUCUCGCAAGUAUGAUCAUACUGUGUUCAGACAGAUGGUAGCUAAGACUAUAGUCCAGCAUGAUCUACCUUACGCGUACGUUGAGUAUCAAAAAGUUAGAGACACAUGGGCGUAUUUGAAUGCUGAUGUCCAAACAAUUUGUCGAAACACAGCGAGAGCAGAUGUGUAUCGAUUAUAUGAAAGUGAGAGAGACACACUCAAGAGGGAAUUAGGGAGUCUUCCUGGACGAGUGUCCUUCACAUCUGACUUGUGGACAUCAGUGAAACGAGAAGGAUACAUGUGUGUGACAGCACAUUACAUUGAUCGGAAUUGGAAGUUGAACAGCAAGAUCUUGACGUUUUGUGCUCUACCACCACCACAUACUGGUAUGAAUGUUGCGGUUCAGCUCCUUGAAUCACUGAAAGAGUGGGAAAUUGAAAAGAAGGUGUUCUCGAUCACAUUAGAUAAUGCUACAAGUAAUGACUCGAUGCAGGAUAUUGUGAAAUCGCAGCUGAAUUUGAAUGAUGAUUUGUUGUGUGGAGGAGAGUUUUUUCAUGUCAGAUGUGCAGCUCACAUACUUAACCUCAUUGUGCAAGAUGGGUUGAAGGUUAUUGGAGACUCUUUGCAGAAAGUAAGAGACAGUGUUAAGUAUGUUUUAGGAUCGGAAACGUGUGAACAGCUGUUCCACAAAUGUGUGGAUGCUACCGGUGUAGUAGAAGGUGGAUGGCUAAUACUGGACGUGCCGACAAGAUGGAACUCAACUUACUAUAUGCUUGAAAGAGCCAUCAAGUACCGUAAAGCAUUUGUUAAGUUGGAGGCAUUUGAUAAGAAGGGUUAUAAAACGGCGCCCACAGCUGAGGAAUGGACUAGAGCAGCCAAUAUUUGCGAUUUUUUGGGUCCUUUUGCUGUGAUCACAAGCUUGAGGUCUGGUUCGAAUUACCCGACUGAAAACUUGCUUUUCUAUCAGGUUUGGUUGAUCCAUGAUUGGCUUCGGAGAAAUGAGGAAAGCCAAGACGAGAUUGUCAGAUACAUGGUGCCACCGAUGAAGGAGAAGUUCGACAAAUAUUGGGACGAAGUCAGUGGUGUUUUUGCAAUGGCAGCAGUCUUCGAUCCACGGUUUAAGCUUUCUAUUGUCGAAUGUUGUUUAGGGAAGCUUGACAUGAGUACACGUGAUGCAAAGGUGAAGAAUCUGCGUGAGAAGCUGAGUAUUCUGUUUGAGUCAUACGACAAAAAAUCCAAGAAUAACUCGCCUUCCACUGAGCCUCGUGAGACUGCUUCGCAAAAAGCAUCCGAUGGGGCUGAUUUCUUUGCAUUUCGCCAAACGAGUGGCAUUGUGAGUGAAAAGACACCUCUAGAAGCUUAUCUUGAAGAACCACCUUUGGACUUUACUAAUUUCCAGAGUUUGGACAUCCUCGAUUGGUGGAAAGAUAAUGCGCAUCGGUAUGGUGACUUGGCUGCAAUGGCAUGUGAUCUGCUAAAUGAAGAAGUCGAUGGUGAUGGUGAAGAAGAGAAUUUACCAUCAUUUGAGUCCAUUGUUGAUGGGGAAGGUGAAGAUGAGUAG